Scatophagus argus is the source of this 4623-nucleotide messenger RNA. It is a transcript of the gene col13a1, whose product is annotated as collagen, type XIII, alpha 1. NCBI's taxonomy places the organism in Eukaryota, Metazoa, Chordata, Actinopteri, Scatophagidae. The coding region runs from base 374 to 2518 and encodes 714 amino acids. The record is from RefSeq and is a predicted model, not a curated record. The transcript is spliced from 41 exons.
GAGGAGAGAGAGAGAGAGAGAGAGAGAGAGAGAGAGAGAGAGAGACUGGCUCGGGUUACGCAGACGCGCACUGGCGGCUGACCUGCGGCACAGGCUGGGAUCGUUCAGAGGAGAAGCAGCGGAUGGGACAAGAGGAACGCAGAGGAAUAAGAGUCCGUACUUGUGAAUUAGGAACUUCACUGACCGAUCGAUGACUAUUUAUAUAAUGUGUUGUGUUCUUACUCUAAUGUAGCUUCUCACUGGUGUGCAGCAACAGGUUAGAGAUAGUUUGCAGAAGGAAAGUUACAUCUGUAACAGGCAGUCUAAAGUUUUCUCCUCUUCUGCUCUUCACCUGAUGCGUAUAGGGAUUUGUGUGUGGAAACACCACAGUUAGAUGUCUAAAAUGAAAGAGGAUCAGAAGUGGGGAGUCGCUGGCAAACCUGGUGAGCACAGGACUGACGGUGAACAGCAGCAACAACCUGCAAAAGAGCCGCUGUGGAGAAACUGGAGAGAUUUGUCCGGCGUAACGAUUUGCAUUGCAGUGUGUGUUCUGUGUAUUGGAGUUUGCAUUGUGGUUUUUGUGCGGACAUCGGAGUUACAGUCCAGGAUAGUAAGUCUGGAACAGCAGCAGCGGGACGCGCAGCUCUCAGCUUGGAAGUGGUCUCUGGAGCAGGUGGAGCCCGUUAUCCUGGGACGACUGGACCAGAUCCUGGAGGAGAAGCUUGCAGCACGCCUUCCAAAGACACGGGAGGUGAGGGAAGCUCCCCAUAGCUGCCUAUGUCCCCCCGGGCCUCCAGGUCCUCCUGGACGAGCAGGCUUUCCGGGUGACAAAGGAAGUAUGGGAAUUCCUGGGAGAAUGGGCUUAAAAGGACAAGCAGGGGAGAAGGGAGCACCAGGUGAGCCAGGUCUGUCUAUUAUUGGACCAAGAGGACCUCCAGGACAACCUGGAACAAGAGGAUUUCCAGGCUUUCCAGGUCCAAUUGGGUUGGAUGGCAAGUCUGGACAGAACGGAGCAAAGGGAGAUAUGGGUCAACGUGGUCCUAAAGGACUCCCGGGGGAACCCGGACCGAAAGGAGAGAAGGGUGUAUGUGGAGACUACACACACAGGGGCCUCUUUGUGCAGGAUCUUCCUCUGAAAACCCUGGCUGCCUUGCGCUCCAGUCAGGCUCUGAUGUUGAAGCAGGGCGAGCCUGGAGUGCAGGGACCCCCAGGACCUCCAGGGCCACCCGGAACUCCAGGGACCCCAGGCCUGAAUGGAGCCAGUGGCCCACCAGGUAAGCCUGGUGAACCAGGCAAACCAGGAAAGGACCCAAGGCUUUUACCGGGACUGAAGGGUGAACCAGGUGUGCCAGGACAAAAGGGUGAUCGAGGUGAUGCUGGUCCUUCAGGUCCAGAAGGCCCCAAGGGAGAACCAGGUUUCCCUGGCACUCCUGGGUUAAAGGGCCAGGCAGGCAUCCCUGGUACUCCUGGCAUCCCUGGCAAGAGGGGCUACAGGGGUGAGAAGGGAGAGCCGAGCAUUGCAGCCCAGGGAAUUAAAGGAGAACCAGGUUCACCAGGACUACCAGGUUUAAUGGGACCCAAGGGUGACAAAGGUGACCAGGGGGAAGCAGGCCCUGAAGGCCCAGCAGGACCAAGAGGUCCACCAGGCCCAACUGGGGAGCCGGGAAAGGCUGAAAUCCACAACAAUGAAAAUGAUAUUCGCAACAUACCCCUGAUGGGCCCCCCAGGAUUACCUGGACCUCCAGGAUCUCCUGGACUCCCUGGUACAAAGGGUGAAGUGGGUCUACCUGGUGCUCCAGGACUAGACGGAGAGAAGGGACCCAGAGGGAAGCCUGGAGAGCCUGGUCCUGCAGGCCCAGCAGGUCCCGAAGGUCCCAGGGGGGAGGGUGGUGUCAUGGGCUUCCCAGGACCCAAGGGAGACAAAGGAGACAUGGGUCUAUCUGGAUCACCUGGUUUAGAUGGCCCUACGGGUGAGAAAGGGGCUACAGGGGCCCCUGGGCCUAUUGGAUUACCUGGUGCAAUGGGUCCUAAAGGUGAACCUGGAGAAGGAGGAAGGUCAGAAAUGAUCUAUGGUCCUCCAGGGCCUCCAGGACCUCCAGGACCAGUUGGCCCAGCAGGAUCUCAAGGACCUUCAGGGCCUAAGGGAGAACCAGGCAUAGGCAUCAGAGGAGAAAAGGGAGCGACAGGUCAGAAGGGAGACAAAGGAGAUAGAGGCCAUCUUGGACUUCCUGGGGCUCAUGGGUUAGACGGCAGACCGGGUCCAGUGGGUCUAAUAGGACCAGCAGGUGUGCCAGGGCCAGCAGGACCAAAGGGAGAAAGGGGUGAAAAGGGAGAUGCAGGAUUACCAGGACCAACUGGGCCUCAAGGCAUCCCUGGUAUAGUAGGACCACAAGGACUCAAAGGGAACCGGGGAGAGAGGGGCAAGAAAGGCAACAGGGGGGCCAAAGGGGAUAAGGGAGACCAAGGAGCACCUGGAUUAGAUGCCCCCUGUCCGUUGGGAGAUGAUGGCUUACCUGUACCAGGAUGUUGGAAUAAAUGACAAUAACUUUGGAAUGGCUUGUUUGAUUGUACAUAGGAUAUUUAUUUUUUUACUUUUCCCCCUAUUCUGUUAUAUAUGUAGAAAAAAAAAACCUAAAAAAGAUAUGGCAAAAUUUUUUGUACAGAUUGUUUAUUUUAAUACAUAUUAUAGUGUUUCUGUAUUGGAUUUUUAUAUCUUUGCAUUAUUUUAAUAUGAUCGGAUAAGUAAAAAUUAUAACGUGGCUACAUAUGCAUGAUAUUUGUGCAUAAUGUGAAGUGGAUAAUGCUUAUUAACUUAUUGUAUUAUGUUGUUUUGUUCUGUUGUAAUAGACCAUGCUGCACUGAGUUGUGAGCUGGAAAGAUUAUGUGUUUGCAUUUGGAAAGUCUUGGUUGAACCCUCCCCUUUGCGAUAAAGUGUUAAAAAAAAAAACAACAACAAAUACUGAUAAGCACUGAAUAUGUACUUAUUUUAAUUACACUCAAGAUGACAGAUACUUUCACAGUUUCAGUUUCCUAACAGCAUCAGCCUACCGAUUUUCCAACCAUGAUAACCAACAAAACUGCCAAUGUUGGUGGGAAGCCAGUGAGGAAUGUCCUGGCUUUUGCACUAGGAACUCCAGCUGGGAAAGGAGAUACAGAUCAGGGAUUCUUAACCUUUCCUACGUAAUUUCCACUUCUGAUUGUUCAGAUUUCCAAGGACCACAUUCCCAAAUAAAUGAGGAAGAAACAAAGCUACAUAAGAAGAAACAUAAGGAAAAAAUAAACUGGGUCAUGACUGGAUUUCACCCCAGUCGACACUGCUUUAAGCUCAGCAUCACUCCCCGAGAUUGUCACAGGGUUGUAUUUCCUUCCCAUACACUUUGGAGCUUUUACUGGCUUUACAUCACUUUUAGGUUUUGAAAACUGAUCCACGUGCCACAGCAUCCGAGGAAAAGUAACAAACUAACAGUGGCAAAACAACUUUGUCCCUGCAUGAUGAUGUGUUUCAAUUUGAGGAGUGACAUUUAAAAGUAACCGUCCAUUGAGAUCAUGAAUUUUAAUUUGGCAUUUGUUUUAUUUAAGUAAAUUCUUACCACUAUCUCUGGUAGAUGGACAUCACAUUGCCAAAGUAACUUCAGAUAGAAAAUAAAUAAAUGAAUAAAUAAAGAUGAAAAAUAAAAUAAAAAAAUGCUUCAAACAUCUCCUAAUGAGCAGCAUGGCUACAAAUUUGCUGUGCACACCAUGCUCCCAGGAGGAGCAUGACAUUUUGAAUUCUCCUUGUACACUCCUGUCGUGCCAUCCUCAGAACAAAUCACUCUUAAAAACAAUAUACAAGUUGAUUGUUGAUUGCUGAAACAUGCAACAGACAUUAUUAUCCCGACAACAUCAUGUCAUCUGGUGCGUCAGUUAAUCAUUAGCCUACGAUUUAGUCUCUGAGGUGGGACUUGUCGUUGUUUAUGAGUAAUCAAGUAUUCCAGACAAUCACAGUUUACUUAACAUGUCCAAUCCCAACACUUUUGUCCUGGAGGAGGGCGUCAACUAAGAUCUGUUAAUCAUCUGAAGCUUUAAGGUUCAGGCAUGAAAAAAUCCUAAAAACUAAAUGUUAAAUUGUACAGCAGUAAAAGCAACAGCUCUGUGUUUUGACUUCGUAUUCCUUCUGGUUUCAGUUCAUUGUAAAUAGUUUUUGCUAAAUUUCACAGGCAGUCACUUCCUGCUUUAUGGCUGUCAAGCUCUGUGUAUUAACUGUAGUAUUUGUAGAUUGUUUGUCCGUUUUGUAAUCAGAGGCACAGUAUACAGCCCAUAUUGUUGGACUGACAUGUUGCUGCUCACCCUUAAGGCAUGCUGCUGCAUUCAUCACAUUUUCUCAUCCAUAUAUGAAGAAAGCUGUAAACCUCUUGGACAAAGGAGAUUUUUUUUUAAAAUAAGAACUAUGGAACAUUUUAUCCUCAUGCAUUUUGUAUGGAGUAGCUGCGCUCAUUAAGCUAACCUCAUUAACUUUACCAAAUGACUCAGUGUUGAAGAAAUGGAUGGACUGACCAGAGUGAAGCUUGGUCCGUUAUAUGCUGCUGCUCUUUGACAAAGCUUUGUGUGUGUUUUGCUCUGCCUGGAUUUGAUGUGAUCCUUGCCAGCAAUAAAAUAUCAAUUGUG